This is a messenger RNA of Lactuca virosa, 1116 nucleotides long. Lineage: Eukaryota; Viridiplantae; Streptophyta; Magnoliopsida; Asterales; Asteraceae. The record is from the annotation of a GenBank genome assembly.
AUGGCGCUGAUUAUGAGCUUGAGUACGAGUGUGAGCGUAAGCAAGUGUUUGGUUCGUGUGGCUGUACCCCAGCAUCAAACAUGGAGAAUGACUUCUCGGCCUACUAGAAACCUGGUCGUGGUGGCGAUGGAGAAAAAACGGCCUCUUCUGGCUCUGGUCACAAAGGCACUCGGUGCCGAUCAUCGCUUCUCACACCCGGAGGAUGAGGAUGAGGAUGAGGAUUCCCUACUCUUGGAGUAUAAGAAUUUUGCUGGAGAGGUGGUUGCAUCAGCUUCAUUUGCUGAAGCAAUAUGGUUUUACCCCUCAGAGGCAGUAGCAAUUAAUGCUGCCUUAACAUAUGCAGGAAUGUUCCAAACUUUUGCACACAACAAGUUUCAGCCAACUGAAUACAUCUCUUUCUCUGAUAACAUGGUUAGUCCUAGUUUUCCACCCAUGAGGAGCAAUAAUAUUAGUGAGGCAGAGAAACUUAUUUCUCAAGGAAAAGUUGCUAUUGUCUUUGUGGACCCCAUAUAUUGCAAUGGAGAGAUAUGCAACUUUAAACAAGAGCAGCUGCAGUCUUUGAGGACUGCUUGUGACAAAGCAGGAGUACUACUCGCAUUCGAUGAGUUUGAAUCUGGGCUUGGUGUAACUGGGCGGCUUUGGGCCCACGAAGUGUUGGGUGUAAAGCGGGAUCUAAUGAUGGUUAAAUUCGGAAGUUUGGCCAUACAUGGUCUCUUGGUGAAUGAAAAAAUGAAAGCCCACAUAUGCAAAUUCGAGGAGGAUUAUAUCCCGGAUGAAUGCAGUGGAGUUUUAGAAUGUUUCAGACUAAUAGCCCGACCCGAUGUUUUGGACAUCACAACAAGAAAAGGCAUAUUCUUAAAAAACAUUUUAAGUGAGAAACUUGGAGGAAAAGGUCAUGUAAGAGAAAUACGAGCAUCCGGGCUUCUAGCUGCAGUGGAGCUAGAUGUUGAAGCGCAACCUGUUGUUGAUAAAUGCAAGGAGAAUGGUGUUCUUAUAAUAUCAGCAGUUGGCAAAGAAAACAAUAUCAUCCAAAUCAAUCUUUCAUUUGGAAUUGGUGUCCACGUUAUGGAAACUAUCGUUAAUAUCCUGCAGGAAUGCCUCAAGGUUCUUGAUUAG